This is a messenger RNA of Lactuca saligna, 1061 nucleotides long. Lineage: Eukaryota; Viridiplantae; Streptophyta; Magnoliopsida; Asterales; Asteraceae. The record is from the annotation of a GenBank genome assembly.
AUGGAUGAAGCAAGAUCUGAACAAGCUACAUCCAUGACUGAAUUUCAUUGGCUAGGGCAUAAAUUUCCAAUAUCAAAUGCCAAAACUCGCGUUUCCAUUUUGAAAGGUGUUGUAUUAGGGCAACUUACCGUUGAACGCAACCAACUGUUUGUUAGUAUUGCAAAGAGUGAAAAUUGUGCUAUAAAAAUAACAUGGAGCCUACAAAAGGUGAUUAGGGGAAUUUUAUUAACUUUGGCAAAGUUUCAGUCUGAAAUCACCAAAUACAAUUACGGGCGUUUUAGUAAUCCUGAAAUUCCUGAUUUUAAUGAGGAAGUUGGUGUAACCAUUAUCGCAACUAUCAUUGGUUUUGAUAUGGAUGAUGGUUGGUAUUCAUUUUAUUGCCGUGAUUGUUCUAAAAAAUUUACUAAAAAUGAUGAUGAUGUUGAUGCUGGCCCUUUUCACUGUGAUGGUUGUGGAUUUGUCUUGGAUGUAUUUGGAAAGAUUAGGAUAGUAGUUCAUGUGCAAGAUGAAAGUGACUCUUCUUCGUUUGUAUUGUUUGAGCAUCAUGAUCAAGGGCGACAACAGAUACCUGAUGAGUUCAAAAUUCUUCUAAAUAAGAAAUUUGUCUUCAAAGUUCAGAUUUCCAUGUUCAAUCUGCAGAACAACUAUCGUGCUUACACCGUGCAUAAGUUAACCGAUGAUGAAAGGGUUCUUGAUGAGGUGACAAAACGGUCACCAAAUCAUCAACAUCAUAAUAUAAAUGAUAAUGAUACUCCUAUUAACAAGCCAAAUAAGGAAAAUACUAAUUCUGUGCAUGAUGACAAUCUUGAUGUUGUUGACCUUGAAGUUGUAACACCAUCAUCGAGUACGGGGAAGCGCCCUAUUGAGAUUGAUGCCAACACUGACUCUUUGGAGUGGUCUUCUUCAAAAACUUGUGCUGUACGAGAUACCUUGAAGAUCCCAAAGUUGGAAAAGUUUGACUAAUAUGAAGCCGCCCAUCAAAAUUUUACAUAUCAUCUUCGAUAUGUUUAUAGACAUUUUCUUUUUAAUCUUUUGUGUGUCGCAUUUUUAAUUGUCUGUUU